Molecule: messenger RNA, 7536 nt
Organism: Anarrhichthys ocellatus (wolf-eel)
Lineage: Eukaryota; Metazoa; Chordata; Actinopteri; Perciformes; Anarhichadidae
Product: low-density lipoprotein receptor-related protein 2-like
Exons: 42
Coding region: 12-7460 (2482 amino acids)
Biological process (GO): receptor-mediated endocytosis
Cellular component (GO): plasma membrane; signaling receptor complex; apical plasma membrane
Molecular function (GO): calcium ion binding; hormone binding; protein binding
Source: RefSeq, a predicted model, not a curated record
CGCGGGCUGAGAUGGACUUUUGCCAGUUCAUUUGCACGAUUUUUUUGGCAAGUCUGAGCAUUUCCCCAGGUCAAAUUUUGGGAUGCCAUCACGGCCAGUGGCAGUGUGAUGAUGGAAGCUGUAUUCCUGAUGUCUGGAGAUGUGAUGGAGGUGGAGACUGUCUGGAUGGAUCGGAUGAAAUGGAUUGCACUGCACUUCCAGGCUCUCCUGAAUGUCCGCCGGGUCAGUUUCGUUGUGUCGACUCUGUCGGCUGCGUUGAUGCGUCGGCCCGCUGUGAUGGACAAAACCAGUGUCCCACCGGCUCUGAUGAGAACUGUGCCGCUACAGAGGGCUGUUUGGACUCUGACUGGACCUGUCGAAACACCAUCUGUAUCCCCAAAGACCUGCGCUGCAAUGGACUGAAUGACUGCCUGGACAACUCUGAUGAAGAGGACUGUGGUCUGUGUGGCGAGCACGGCAUCUGGUGUCCUGAGGGGACGUGUCUGAGUGCUGAAGAGAGGUGUGAUGGGACAACUCGCUGCUCGGAUGGCAGUGAUGAGCCCGUAACCUGCGGUCGUGUUUGCUCUACAAACAACGGCGGCUGUAGCCACGUGUGUGUCGAUGCACCCUGGGGAGCUCUGUGUGCCUGUCCUGUUGGAUAUAAGCUCUCACCCAAUGGAGCGGUCUGCCAAGAUUUGGAUGAGUGUGCCCAACCCUUUGCCCCCUGUUUGCAUCACUGCUCCAACACUGUCGGAUCCUACUACUGCCACUGCAGAGAGGGCUUCGAACUGAAUGGAGGCUCCGUAUGUCUAGCUCCAGGUAAUGCUACCAGAUUGUUAAUUGUGCAGUGGGGCUCUAUCGGGCUGUUGAAUAUGCAGACUCGACAGUUUGAAGCUAUCAACGCUCCAGUGUCUGACCCAGUGGCCUUGACUUUCGACAUUGCCCGAGGCUGGUUCUUCUGGGCUGACAACCAUGGCAGCAUUUACAAAAGUAAUGGAGAGGACAGCUGGACAGUCUAUACUGGGAAGCCUGGAAUCAAGGGUCUCGCUUGUGAUUGGUUGAAUGGAAACCUUUUCUGGACCAAUCAGAAGACUGAGUCGAUCUACAUGCAGGCAGCUGAUGGGAAAAGUUACACUACUCUGCUGAGCAAAAACACCAGCCCGUCAGAGUUGGUGCUGAUACCCGUGGAGAGCUUGAUGUUCUGGAUCAGUGCUGGUCACAGUGACCGAGUGACGAUAGAGAAGUCGUGGAUGGACGCGUCGGAAAGAAGCACUCUGACUGUGCUCACUGCUCAGUUGGCACACAGCCUCACUGCUGACGUGGCUGCCAGGAGGCUCUACUGGAUCAGCGACUUCAAGAAGUCCAUAGAGACGGUGAAGGUGGACGGGACAGGCGGUUACUCCUUCACAGGACUGUUCAACAGGAAACCUGCUCUCGGCCUGGCUGUGUUUGAGAACUCUUUCUACUGGGUGGAUGAGAAAGGACUGUGGCAGGUUCCCCAGAACCAACCAAACCAGAAGCAAUUCAUCUGGAAAGGCACUCUGCCAAUAUUAGCCGUGUACCAUGAGCUACAGCAGCCUCAAGGUUCCUCUGCAUGUGUAAAGACUCGAUGUCAGCUCUGCCAGCUAACUAAAGGCAGCCCUGAUGGAUUCACCUGCGCUUGUCCAAACUCCAAAGUGCUGAUGCUGGAUGGGACGUGUGAAUAUCCAAGGUUUGUAUAUGCUACCAUCAGCACCAUCAACAUGCUGGAGUUUGGAGGCAGAGGGUCCACUGAAAUCCAGCUGUUUACCACUGCCGACGGCAUCCUGUCGUUUGAUCUGGACUGGUACAGAGAGUGGCUGUACUGGGCUAACGAAACUGGCCACAUCCAACGCACCAGUCUAACCCACGUCAAGACUGAAGUGGUCCCAACACCUCUGCCAGUUUGUCUGAUCAAAAUAGACCAGAGGAAGGGCAACCUUUAUUGGGUGUCAUGUGACCAUAACGGCAUCGGCACCACCACGGCCGACGGUGGAUACCCACGUCAGUUGUACCACACGGCGAACAAGAUCCGAGACCUGCAUCUGGACUGGCUGAGGGGGGUCAUCCUCUGGCUGGAGGAAGACAGAGUCUUCACCAUGAGCAUGAUGGGAGGCAAAGCCAAAGAGCUAGUGCGCUUAGCAGGAGGAGUCGGGGGGAAUGUCGCCUUCGACCUCAGGGCUAAUAGUCUGCUCUGGAACUCAAAAGGGGCAGGUUUGACAACGAUGAGUUUGCUGGAGGAAAGAAGCCACCGAGCCGGCCGGAGAUGGAACAUUUCGGGCUCAAUCGUGGCUGCUCUAGAGCCCUUCCUACUGUCCCUCUCUGAUGAUGUCAUGACUCUGUGGGACCGGCGCGAUGGGAGCCUUGUCCGAGACAUGACAGUGAGAGGUCGUGUGUUUGGCGUAAUCGCUGCACUCGCGGACGUCAGCACAGUGCCCAAUACUCCAGUCUGCAAUGAACCCUCUGUGCUGUGCCGACACACGUCAGUCUGCCUCUCGCAGGCCCAGCUGUGUGAUGGGAAAAAGGACUGCCCCGACGGAGACGAUGAGGAUUUUUGUGUAACCUCAUGUCCUUCUAAAGACGAUUUCAAGUGCAAGGACGGUGGGAGCUGUAUCUCCAGGAAUCUCGUUUGUGACGGUCGUUCUCAUUGUCGUGAUGGCUCAGACGAGGUCGACUGUCCAACCUUAGCUCCUCGUGCAGCUCGGGCAAACGUCCUGAAGUGCCGCUUGGGCUCAAAGCCAUGUGAUGACGGAAGAGAGUGCGUUUUGUUCAGCCACGUGUGUGACGGAGAAGCUGACUGUAUGGAUGGAUCUGAUGAACAAGGAUGUGAUGAUUAUCCAUCAAACGGAAUGCCACCCGCCAUCAAACCCCCUGCUCUGACGGUGCCGGCCUGCAUCAGCCCCUCUGUGCCCUGUCCUCGUUCUGCUGCUCACCUCUGCAUUUCUCCGAGCCAACUUUGCGACGGGCGCAAAGACUGUCCCGAUGGCUUCGAUGAAGAGAACUGCGUGAAAAUAUGUCCCUCUAAAAAUGACUUCCGCUGCAAAGACAGUCGGAGCUGCGUCUCCAAGAGUCUGGUUUGUGACGGCCGCUCUCACUGCUACGAUGGCUCAGACGAGGUCGACUGUCCUCCUGCAGCUCCUCCUGCAGCUCCUCCUGCAAUUCGAACAAAUGUCCUGAAGUGCCGUGUGGGCUCAAAGCCAUGUGAUGACGGAACAGAGUGCGUUUUGUUCAGCCACGUGUGUGACGGAGAAACGGACUGUAUGGAUGGUUCUGAUGAACAGGGAUGCCGAGAAACCUGCCAGCGAGGGGAGUUUCAGUGCUCCCACGGGAAGAUGUGCAUCCCCGAGGCUGAGGUGUGUGAUGGCAGGUGGCAGUGCAGAGACCAGUCCGACGAACUGGACUGCUGGAAGGGAACGAAGAGCUGCGAGCAUCGCUGCGCCGACGGCGAGCGCUGCAUCCCGAAGAAAUUCCUGUGCGAUGGCGAGAGAGACUGCCUGGAUGGCACGGAUGAGGUGGGCUGCGACGGUGUUACUUCUGAGGCAACAGAGUCUCCUGUUCUUACUCCCACAUCAACUUGCAUCACUCCUUCAGUGCUCUGCCCAGGUUCACCAGCACUGUGUAUCUCUCCAACUCAGCUGUGUGAUGGGCAAAGAGACUGCCCUGAUGGAUUUGAUGAAAAUAACUGUUGGGCCCAAUGCAGAAAUCCAGAUGACUUCUUAUGCAGCGACCGGAGGAUGUGCAUCCCCAAGAUGGAGGUGUGCGACGGUCGUGCCCACUGUCACGACGGCUCGGAUGAGAAGCGGUGUCAACCGGCAAAUCCGACGGCUCCCAUCUCCAACAACGCACCCGGUGCCACAUCAGCCCCACUGAAGUGCCGUAAAGGUUUUACGCCAUGUAAAGAUGGCCUUGAGUGUGUCAUGUACAGCCAUGUGUGUGACGGGGAAAUGGACUGCCAGGAUGGAUCAGAUGAAGAAGAGUGUGCCGCUCGGUGCAAAGCAGAUGAGUUCCCUUGUGCUCAUGGGAAUAGAUGCAUUGCUCCGGAGCAGGUGUGUGACGGUCAGAACGACUGUCAAGACCGGUCUGAUGAAAUGAACUGUUCACGUCUGACCGAGGGUUGCCAUCGGCGCUGUGACAACAACACUCGCUGUAUACCGGAGACCUUCCUGUGUGACGGCGAGAGAGACUGCGCUGAUGGGUCCGAUGAAGAAAAGUGCGUUUUGGUGUCCUGUGCGCUUAACCAGUAUCGCUGUCUUAGCGGUCAGUGCGUGUCGGAGGCCAUGAGGUGUGAUGGAUAUGCUGACUGCAGAGACCGCUCCGAUGAGGCGCAUUGCACAAGGCCCCCACGCUGCCCGGCACAGCUCCGAUGCCCGAACAGCCACUUGUGUCUGCAGAGGGAGUGGCUCUGUGACGGCGAAGACGACUGCGUAGACGGCUCAGAUGAGAAGAACUGCUUGUCGCCACAAACAAAGUGCAGGGAAUACCAGUGGCCGUGUGGAGACAGCAGUCAAUGCAUCCCUCUGUCAUGGAAGUGUGACGGGAAGGAGGAUUGCCACAACGGUGUCGACGAGUACAAAUGCAGCGGGAGAAACUGCGCCUCUCACCUUUACCAGUGUGGCAGCGGUGAGUGUGUGGACCCCCGCCUGGUGUGCAACGGCCUCACCAACUGUGCCGACAGCUCAGACGAGGGCGCGGGAUGUGCUCGACGCAACUGCACCAGUCUGUCAGCCCCGCGGUGUGACCACCGCUGUGUCAGCACCCCGAACGGACCGACAUGUUACUGUGCUGCAGGUUUCAGACUACAGUCCAGUGCUGUCUCCUGUGUAGACAUCAACGAGUGCAAUGCAGUGCCACAUGUCUUAUGCAAACACACCUGCCUGAACACCCGUGGCUCCUACGUCUGUCAUUGCCUCCCUGGGUUCUACCUGGAGCCUGACAACAAAACCUGCAAGUCCAAAGACGAGCCUUUGCUUCUGGCGUCGGUGCAGUCGGAGCUCCUGAUCCUGGGAGUCCAUAGUGGCUCCUUGCGUCGUUUGUCCUCUGCCAAUCGACCAGUCUUCACCCUGGAUUAUCUCUGGGCUCAACAAAGAGUUUACUGGCUGAGCCCCGACUACCAGAGCAUCCGCUGGGCCGACAUGACCAACUCAAUCAGCAAAGGAACACUUGUCAAAGGAGUGAAGUCUGAUUUCAUCGCAGUGGACUGGGUUGGUAAGAACCUGUACUGGGUGGAUGGACUGGUGGGUCAGAUUCUGGCUGUGAAGCUCAGUGAUACCACGGUGAGAUCUCAGGACUACACUGUGGUCCUGGGUGAAGAUCUGGAGCAGCCAAGCUCAUUGGUCCUGCUGCCAUACAAAGGGAUGAUGCUUUGGUCUGAGAUCGGCAGCAGCCCUCAGAUCGGGCGGUCUGGGAUGGACGGCUCAAAGAGGAAGGUGGUGGUGAGCCAAGGCUUGAUCUGGCCGGUCAGUCUGGCCUUUGACCCCCUGGACAACAGGGUGUACUGGGCCGACGAGAAGCUGCGCUGCAUCGGCUCGGCUUCUCUGGACGGAGACAACGUCAAGAUCCUCCAGUUAGCCGAAACACCGAGCCCUUUCUCCGUGGCGGUCUUCAAUGACGGAGUCUUCUGGUCUGACACGAAAAGAAGAACCAUCCGCUCGGCCGACAAGAACACCGGCAAAGAUCAAAAGGUUCUUCUGAAGAGACCCGGACAGCCGUUUGGAUUGAAACUGAUGCAUACCCUUUCCCAGCCAACCAUAUCCAACCCCUGUGACCAGCUGCACUGCUCCCACCUCUGCCUCCUGGCCCCGGCGACGAGAAGAAAGUCUGGCGCAUUGGGGACAGAGAGGGCCCCUUCAGCGGUUUGCCGGUGCCCAAAGGGGCUGCUGCUUUCCAAGGACAAGAUUACCUGCUCUCUUCCGCCGGAGUUAACGUUCAUCCUGCUUUUGUCUCCUACCACAGUCUAUCAGAUUCACUUGAACUCCAUGCGUCGCGAUGGCGUUGCUCUGAAAAAGAUGCCAAACGGCCGAGCUUUAGCCCUGCCCGGAGUAACCGAGGCCUCUGGGCUAGACUUGUCCAUGCAGGACCUUUCUCUGUAUGUGGCCGAUGCAGGACAACGAUCUGUGGAUGUGCUGAAACUGAGCGACUCCAGGUCCAGACAGGGACCGACACCUGCUGGACAGAUCCUCCAGCUGAAGGAUGAUGAAGUCACAGCUCUGGCAGUUGACUGGGUGACCUCCAACCUGUACUGGAGCAGCACCGCGAGGCCUGAUCUCCACGUGACCUCUCGCCAAGAAGGCUACACCACCUUGCUGCUGCAGGCAACGCUGAAGUGCACAACAUCCAUCGCAGUGCACCCCCCCUCGGGACAACUUUGUUACACCGCUAUAGUGAACGCGACCGAGGUGGGCUGCGCCUGGAUGGAUGGCCGUAACAAAGCUGUGCUGUGGAGGAAAUCGAGCAUCCCGACCUCGCUGGUCUUUUCCAAUCACGGAACCAUGAUCUACUGGGCUGACACAGGCGAGGAUGUAAUCGGCUCUAUUGGAGUGGAUGGAACAGGAUACAAACAGUACAAAACAGGAUCAGGCCUUCUCACCGCCUUCACACAUAUUGAGGGCAUCCUCCUCUGGGUCACCGUGGACAAAGAUUUAACCAAACUGUGGUUCAGCGACGGUCUCCAGCCUAACCAACUGUGGUUUGAGACAAAGACCAGGAUGGUGGAAGUCCAAGCCUACAGCAACGACAGUCAGUCUGGAACUAAUGGCUGCUCCAACAACGGCAGAUGUGUCCAUCUGUGCCUGCCCUAUCCCGGGGGUCACACAUGUAAAUGCGGCCAAGGUUUCUACGCCGUCGAUGCCGCCUCCUGUGCGCCGCUCCCUGACUGCCCCGCGGGGGAAGAAUCUUGCUCCGACGGUACCAAAUGUAUUGGCGGCAGCAAGUUCUGCGACGGACAGGUGGACUGCGCAGACGGGUCGGAUGAACAAGACUGUCCAAACACAAACUCUGCGUCUUUCUGGACCAAAUCCAGUGAUGGCCGCCCUCCCCCGUCUAACGCCUCUCCUCACCCCAACAACGUCCAAAAGAACUCUGAGCUCCCAGUUAAAGACUCUACAUCCUGUGAUCUCCAACGCUGCAACGGUCAUGGCAAUUGCGUCACAGAGGGCAAAGUCACUCGCUGCCAGUGUGUGGCUGGUUACAAGGGAGAGUCCUGUCAAGAGGCAGAAACUGGACGGAGCCGCGUGCCUCUGAUCCUGGGUGUCCUCUGCGUCUUUGCUGUGUUGACGGCUGCUGCUUUUAUUUUCGUUAAAAGUAGAGUCUGGCCGUCCCUCAGAAGAAGAUCCUUGGAUAAAGAAACUCUGAUGGCACACAUGGACCUGGCAUGUGAACGAUACGAUUCAGACUGUGAGGAGCUGGAGUCCCCAGUAGAUGUGAAGAACCCCCCGCUAGUGUUGAAGUCACUGCAGCUCCAAUAGAAGUUCUGCAUUAUGCAUUCACAAGUAUUGUCUGAGGAUGAGUUUCUCUGGUGCUUGUCUUUUGGUGCAUUAAAAA